Molecule: messenger RNA, 5308 nt
Organism: Danio aesculapii
Lineage: Eukaryota; Metazoa; Chordata; Actinopteri; Cypriniformes; Danionidae
Gene: abcb6b
Product: ATP-binding cassette, sub-family B (MDR/TAP), member 6b
Exons: 18
Coding region: 291-2237 (648 amino acids)
Biological process (GO): transmembrane transport; heme transport
Cellular component (GO): membrane
Molecular function (GO): ABC-type heme transporter activity; ATP hydrolysis activity; heme binding
Source: RefSeq, a predicted model, not a curated record
UUUGCAGCUCGACAACCAUUCUUUCACAACACCUAAGCUAGAAAAACAGCCUUUUUGAGUGUUUAAAAGCGUCAGCGGUUUCAUUUUAACAUCCAGCCACAUGACCGCAAGUCUAUCAGUCAUGUGAAAGCUGGCCGUAUGAUUAGCAGACGGCGUUUCCCUUUCAGCUAAACACCGACGGUCAGAAGAAAACAUUACACGCGCACAUAUGCACUUUAAAACUCACGAUGUUGGAAUGAUGCAUUCAGACUCUGUUUUUAAGGGCGUAAAUGUCCAUACGAAGUUAAACAAUGGUAAACAAGAACUCCAAAAAACGCACAAAACAAAAUGCACUGGGAAACGAAACUGAGAAAGCAUCAUUUGCACUGACUGUAGAGCAGGAAAGACAAGGCAAUGUGGAGCAGAUCUCUAGAAGGUCAGCAUGGCAGGACUUUAGGAGGAAAGUGUGUCUGCUGGUGCCAUACAUGUGGCCCCGGGGAAGUAUGUGGCUGCAAGUUCUAGUGAUUCUGUGUGUUGGACUGCUGGGUCUCGAGCGGGUCAUCAACGUGUUUGUACCCAUUUACAGCAGGAAUAUAGUGAACCAGCUGUCAGCGAUGGAGAACUGGAGAACCCUGGCCAUCACAGUCUGUGUUUACGUCUUCCUUAAGUUCUUCCAGGGCGGAGGGGUAGGGACAUCGGGGUUUGUCAGUAACUUGCGCAGCUUCCUGUGGACUCAUGUGCAGCAGUACACCAGCCGUGUGGUGCAGGUGCGUCUGUUCGCUCACCUGCAUGGCUUGUCUCUGCGCUGGCACCUGGGUCGCCGCACCGGUGAUGUCCUGCGCAGCAUUGACCGUGGGACAUCUUCAGUCAACAACUUGUUAAGCUAUAUUGUAUUCAGCAUUGUACCCACAAUUGCUGACAUCGUCAUUGCAAUCAUCUAUUUUGUGACAUACUUCAGUGCCUGGUUCGGCCUCAUUGUCUUCAUUUGCAUGUUUCUCUACCUCACUCUCACAAUCAUCAUCACUGAAUGGAGGACCAAGUACAGACGAGAAAUGAACACACAGGACAACAAUGCCAAGUCAAAAGCUGUGGACUCCCUUCUCAACUUUGAAACUGUAAAGUACUAUAAUUCAGAGGGUUUUGAAGUCAGGCGUUUUGAGGAUGCUAUCCUGAAAUAUCAGGCAUGUGAAUGGAAGACCAAUGCCUCCCUGGCCCUUCUUAACCAAACCCAGAAUCUGAUUAUUGGAUUAGGACUUUUGGCUGGAUCAUUGCUUUGUGCAUACUAUGUUACAGUGGACAAGUUUCAAGUUGGCGACUAUGUUCUCUUUGGAACCUACAUUGUUCAGCUCUACACGCCACUCAAUUGGUUUGGCACAUAUUAUAGAAUGAUACAAAGUGCAUUUGUUGACAUGGAGAGCAUGUUUGAUCUGCUAACAGAGGAAAAAGAGGUCGAAGAUGCUGUGAAUGCAGGAGACUUGUCUUUUACUGAAGGAAGAGUUGAUUUCAAGAAUGUGUGCUUUAAUUACACUGCUGGGAAAGAGAUUCUCAGCAAUGUAUCAUUCACAGUGAUGCCCGGGCAAACAUUUGCACUGGUUGGUCCGUCCGGCUCAGGAAAAAGCACCAUUAUCCGCUUGCUUUUCCGGUUUUAUGAUGUACAGAGUGGCUGUAUCCUCAUUGAUGGUCAAGACAUUGCAAAGGUGAGGCAGAACUCCCUCCGAUCCUACAUUGGUGUAGUUCCUCAGGACACAGUUCUGUUCAAUGACAACAUCCGUGAAAACAUUCGCUAUGGACGCAUCUCUGCAAGUGAUCAAGAAGUAGAGGAGGCUGCGGUGGCUGCUGAUAUCCAUGACAAGAUAUUAUCGCUUCCGGACGGAUAUGAUACAGAAGUGGGUGAAAGGGGUCUAAAGUUGAGCGGCGGAGAGAAACAGAGAGUGGCCAUCGCCCGCACAAUCCUGAAAUCGCCACGAAUUAUUUUGCUUGAUGAAGCCACAUCUGCUUUAGACAGUCAAACGGAGCGCAACAUUCAGGCUUCUCUUGCAAAGGUGUGCGCCAACCACACCACUCUCGUCGUGGCACACAGAUUAUCCACCAUCGUCAGCUCUGAUCAGAUUCUUGUUCUUCAUGAUGGCCGGAUUGCAGAACAAGGAAGGCACGAGGAGCUGCUGGCCAAAGGGGGACUGUACGCAGCCAUGUGGUUAAAACAGCAGCAAACUCCAGAGUCAGAGGUCUCCACAGAAGAACAACCGCAGGAGCCAUAGCAGAGCAGCUAACACUGAUGGAUCAGCAGUGAUGAAUGAUGAUGGCUGAAAUCAAUCAGGAAAAUGGUAAAAGAGCCCACUGAGCUCCAGAGUUCAUCUCAGACACAGGGGCACCAGACUGCAUAGAAGCAAUGAACUAUGAACAGUGUUUCUGUGGGAAAGGUGUCAUUAAAGUUCCACCAGGCAUUGGGAAGCUUUAAAUAUGUUAGUUCACCCAAAAUGUUCAUCAUUUGCUCUUCAUUUAAAACUGUAUAUGACUUCUUUAGAUCUUUAGAGGAAGAAAAUUGGAAACCAAACCGUUUUGGUCACCAGUGAGACGUUUAUAUGGAUGGAAGUGCUUUUUCUUUUCAAAAUAUCUUUCAUGAUGCAUAACUGAAGAAUAUCCAUCUUAAAGGUAAAGGAUAUUGUUUUUAUUUUGGGGGGUGAAAUAUCUUAUCAAUGCUUGGAGAACAUAUUAGCAUAAAAAUACUGUAAUGUGGUGACAGUCAAGUAAUUUCUGUUACAUUAGUUUAUAUAUCAUCACUUUGUUUACACUCCUGUCCAUUACAAUUGACUGAGCAGCUUUUGAAGUAUACAGAUUUGAUCAACAGGUGUGGAAUUGUGGGUAAUAUGCUCAGGGUUGUCUUUCUUUUAUUAUUAUUAUGCUGGCACAAUGAAAUAUACUGUAGUAAUGCUUUACAUUUCAGUGUCACUCUGUUUUUACAAUCCUGAGAAAAUUGAUUAGACUAAAUGUAUGGUUAGUGUGUUUUAUGAUCGAUAAUAUUUAAAUUCAGAACAUGUAUGGUGUGUGUAACAUAUACACUGUGUAAUACUGUUCUCAGCCUCUUUUUUUUCUUCUCUAAAACGUGAUUUAAAAAGACCGUCAGACUUCUUUAGGCUGAGCCAAAAAACUUAAACCAAAAUGUGGAUGCUUUUCAAACCACAAACAGUCUAUCCCACUUUGCCCUUGAUGAAGUCCAAAGAUCUAUCAUACGUUAUAUAUCAACUUUUUUAAAAAAUGUAGACUAAAAAAAUGAAAAUUUUUAAAAAACUAGUAUUUUCAUAUAUAGAUGAGCUGAAUUUUAUGUUUCUUUUAUAUUCAUGUUGUUCUUUUUGAAUAGUUUUUUCUUAUUGUUUUCAAUUUUAUUUGGAAAAGUAUAGUUUUGAUAGUAUUGAAUAAGAAAUAAGGCUCAAUUGCAAUUCUACCCCUUUGCCCUUUCCCUUUACUUGGCCCAAUUCUCUUUAGCUUGAAGGCGUAGGGCUAAGGGGAAGGGCUAGAUAGCCCUUGAAAUGGAGAUUUUCUCCAAAGUCAAUUUUUUUGGCAUUAUUAAGAAUUUUUACAACAAACAAACUUGUGUUUUAAUAUAUUCAUAACGUGUUCGUAUUUUCCGGUCAUGCUUUAAAAAACGAUUAAAAAACCUGCAAAAUUUCGAUAUCUAAAUCCAUAGUAAUAACUCCUGUAUAGUAGUCCCACACACAAGACUAGUGGCUGGGAAUGAGCUUUUUACAGUGUCUAGUUUAACGUAAUGUUGUUUUCUUGGGUUUACAUUGAUGAAUAUGGCCACAGUGUAAAUGCACAGCACAGUUACGUCCUUAUUGUCACAUUAUAUCAUUAGGAUAACAAGAUAUCGAUGCCUUUGAUGAUUUCCUGAAGAUAAAUACCAAAAACAACGUAACUGAAAUAACUACAGCAGUCGCUAUUGUUGAGCUCAUGUGAAGUAAGAGCUCGCGACAACAUAUGAUGACGUGUGUGGGUGUUGUCCCAUUUCUUAGGGGUAAAUUUUAAAGCCCUCACCUUCACACUCUGUUUCAAGGGCCAAGGCGAAUGGGGUAAAAAAAAUGGGAUUGGGCCUAAAGGUGCCAUAGAAUCUAAAUCUGUUUAUGCCUAGGCAUAGUUGAAUAAGAGUUCAGUAUGUGGAAAUAACAUACAGUACUCUAAUCCUCCUUCUAUAAAUCUCAUCUAAACUAAAGGCCACAGAAAAAUCUGUGAACCAGAACACAAUACUCAGUUACAAUCCAGACCAUUAAUAUGCACGUCCCCAGCAGCAUUUGAUUGGCUCUUUCAAUGGUGAGAUAAUAACGAUAAAAUGUUUCCUUGUGUUCAAACUUUAAAACAGCUUAUUGUAUUUACUAUGUAUGCAGGACUCUUAUUGUGAAAACAGAACAGGUGUUUACAUUCUUAGUUCUGAGAUAAGGAAACGAGUAACUUUUGAAGAACCUCAUAUAGUCAAAGAUAAUCAGAAGACUAAAUAUGGGUUAUAAAUGCAUUCAGCACACCCCCAAAGAGGCAUGAUGUCUGUUUAGCUUUAUCUUAUAUUAUUUAAUAUAUUUAAUGUGUAUAUUGUGAAAUUUGCUGUGUGCCUUGUCCCUAACUUGAUUUCACCAAGUAGGACAUGUUCCCGGAUCGACAUCUAUGUUGAUCCUGGAACAACAUUCCAGUCCUCCAAUCAGAAUUAAGGGAUACGUUUAUGUUAUGUUUAGGCUUACGGUUAAGUUUAUUAUACUAUUAUUCCACUCUGAUGUUGGGAAUAAUUUAGUUAUUGUUUGGUUUAGAGGUAGGAAAUAGGUAUGGAUUACAUUUUCGAACAAUAAUGAUGUUCCAGGAUCAACAUAGAUGUUAAUUUAGGAUUGCAUCGUACUUGGCAAAAUCAUGACGUGCGUAUGUUUUUAAAGAGGCAACAGACGUUAACUUUACUCGUUAUCUUAGCAUUCAGCUCUUAUGUGAUUUUUCUGGAGUGAAAGGAUGGCAAUAAACUUCAUAGAACAAAGUUUUUGUUUAUCAUUCAACCAGGGUUUGUUUAGGUUGAUAUAUGGAAACACAUCCAGAAAUACACCUUCUGUGUAGAUUUCGGAGAACUAUUUAAACAUAUGGUAUCAAUAUAUUCUAUGGCACCUUUAAUUAUUAACUCAUUGUAAAAGUUAAAUACUAUUCCAGAGGUGAUGUAUAAUAAAGGGAUUUACACAAACCAUUGAAAUAUUCAGGAAAACCAAGUAAGAAAUAAUGUGUUUGGUAACUUUAGAGUUGCUGCUGCAUUAGUUUUGCACAAGACCAUCUUUUUUAUAAACCUAUUUUUCAGUUUCUGUACAAUAAG